AUGAAAACGCAGGAGGCAGAUCAGAAGUCUCGAGAGAACGAACAGCUUGGUGAUGAACUGUCCAAGAAAAAUGUAAAGAUUGUGGAAUUAACUGCGGAACUGGAGACGUUACGUGAGAGUUGCGUUGCGCAGAAGAAGCGUAUCACUGACGCUAUGCAAACGAUGCUGAGGGACUUAUCCGAAGUUGGCAGCAAUUAUGCAAAUGCAGCUAAGUUUAAUAUGGAAAACGGGACUGAUAAGCCGUACGACGAGGAAUUGUUUGCGCAUGCGCGAAUCUGUAUUUCGAAGUUGAGUGCCGACUUCAAGUCUACACUUCAGAAAGUUUCGAACUUGGAGUCGGGUUCUGGUGAUGUGGCGCAAAGAUUGGAAGCCACCGAGAAAGACUUGGCUGAUUGCCGAUUGCAACUGCAGCAGAACGAGGCGAAGAAUAAAUCAUUGCAAGAAACAAUUGCUGCUCAAGAAAAAGUUAAACGUCAGCUCGAAGAGCAGGUUGAUGUGCUGAACGAGAAAUUGGCGGCUGCCGGUGGAGCAGUGGCGCAGAUCAGCGAAGAAGCAAAAGAACAGCACACGAAGCAAGUUGCAGCGCUGAGAGAUGAAAUUGCCGAGAAAAGCCGUAAAAUUGAGGAACUUACUGCAUCAUUACAAGACUUGAGGCUAGCGAAAAAUCAGUUGCAAGCUGAUUACGAGAAACUUAAAAUGGACGAGACGGAGCAGGAGAAGCGAAUCAAAGAACUCUGUGGUCUGGAAGAAACGGUGGCAAAAGAGCUUCACACACUUCACAAUUUGCGUAAAAUGUUUGUGCAAGACAUUGGUCAGCGGAUCAAGCGAGCACCGACCGGCACCGAACCGAAUGAGGACGAAUAUCUGUCAUCGCCGGCACAGAAGCAGAAAAUUGCAUUCCUGGAAAAUAACCUGGAUCAGUUGACCAAACUUGUGCGUGAUAAUGCCGAUCUUCGUUGUGAGCUGCCAAAAAUGGAAAAACGACUUCGUGCUGCCAUGGAUCGCGUGAAAAGCUUGGAAACGGCGUUGAAAGAAACCAAAGAGAAUGCUAUGCGAGAUAGGAAGAAGUAUCAGCAUGAAGUUGAAAGAAUCAAGGAAGCGGUACGCCAGAGGAAUCUUGCUCGAAGAGGCCUUGCUGCCCCUCAGAUUGCGAAACCAAUCCGUCCGGGACAGCACUACUCACCGGUGGGCCCAACGAUGGCUGCAAUGAUGGCGCCUACGAUGCAAAAUUCAAUAAAAAUCACCGCUCAUCCAGUGAAUGCAAAUUCCAUGCAUAAUAAUGGUAUGUUAAUGCACUCGGAAUUAAUUUAA
This is a messenger RNA of Gongylonema pulchrum, 1311 nucleotides long. The record is from the annotation of a GenBank genome assembly. Lineage: Eukaryota; Metazoa; Nematoda; Chromadorea; Rhabditida; Gongylonematidae.